Molecule: messenger RNA, 615 nt
Organism: Psilocybe cubensis
Lineage: Eukaryota; Fungi; Basidiomycota; Agaricomycetes; Agaricales; Agrocybaceae
Product: Protein OPI10-like protein
Exons: 3
Coding region: 1-615 (204 amino acids)
Biological process (GO): protein import into nucleus
Cellular component (GO): nucleus; cytosol
Molecular function (GO): nuclear import signal receptor activity
Source: RefSeq, a predicted model, not a curated record
AUGUUCGGCUGUUGUGUCGCAGGCCGUCUGCUUCAGACAAAUCUCAUCCAGGUGGACGAGACCCAUGCUUACUUUGAACUGCCAAACGCAAGCACUAUCAAUCAUGUGUGUGUCUUUCUCUUAGGCACAGUACCUUUCCCUGACGGUUUCGGGGCGGCGGUACAUUUUUUCUGGCCAGGAAAGGGGUUCCAAUUGCUGGGAGUGCUAUCAAACGAAAAGCCAUCUGCUAUAUUUCGUUUGAAAGGCACCUAUUCUGGACCGAGUUCCUCGACCGCGCAAAAUAAAUUCUCUUCCUACUCCUCUGUAGGACCGGACAUGCAGCAGGACGUGACUGCGAUUCUGGGGCUGUCGAUCGAGCCUAUCUCUACCAUCCAACAACAGCUGGAACAACUACCAUCGGCCCUCGCCUCGACUAAUGCCAGUCCCGCAAAAGACCCUACCAUGCUGGCGGAACGUAUUGUCAAACACCUUUUCAACUAUAUCUCUGGAUUUGUAUCUGGCGGACCCAUGAGUCCCGAUGUCGCCAUUCCAAUGAGCGUGAUACAACGGUGGUACGAAAUGUUCAUCAGCAAAGUACGCGCAGGUGGUGUGGGCUUCCUUGAAAGAGGAGACUGA